Eucalyptus grandis is the source of this 435-nucleotide messenger RNA. RefSeq lists its product as uncharacterized. NCBI's taxonomy places the organism in Eukaryota, Viridiplantae, Streptophyta, Magnoliopsida, Myrtales, Myrtaceae. The record is from RefSeq and is a predicted model, not a curated record. The transcript has a single exon. Bases 1 to 435 code for a protein of 144 amino acids.
AUGACCACCCGUCACCAUAACUGGUCAUCAUUUCCUCCGUCCACGGUCAAGGUUUUUCACAUGGACGGAAGACUGCAAGAGUUCACUCAAACCAUCAAGGCUUCUCACCUCCUCUCCCAGGACCCUAACUGCUUCUUAUGCAACUCAGAGUCCAUGUUCAUCGACUCCAUAGUCCCCAAAAUCAACGAAGAAGAAGACCUCUGCUUGGGCCAGCUCUAUUUCCUCUUGCCUCUCUCCAUGUCCCAAGUCCCGCUCUCUUUGCGAGAGCUCUGCAUUCUAGCCGUCAAGGCCAGCACGGCGCUCAAUAGCAGCUCGAGUUUGAGGAGGAGGAAGGAUGCAGCUUUGUCGGGGGCGAGUCACUGGAGAUGGUGUCGAGCUCCAACCGGGUUCGACGCCACGAGAUUGGCCUUGGGUGAGAGCAGUCGAAAGAUUUGA